Messenger RNA from Colletotrichum abscissum, 2109 nucleotides. RefSeq names its product cutinase transcription factor 1 beta. The transcript has 4 exons. Gene Ontology annotation, molecular function: zinc ion binding; DNA binding; DNA-binding transcription factor activity, RNA polymerase II-specific. Lineage: Eukaryota; Fungi; Ascomycota; Sordariomycetes; Glomerellales; Glomerellaceae. Gene Ontology annotation, biological process: DNA-templated transcription; regulation of DNA-templated transcription. The coding region runs from base 1 to 2109 and encodes 702 amino acids. The record is from RefSeq and is a predicted model, not a curated record.
AUGGCCGGCAGCACCAAGAGGAAGCGCUCUGCUAUCGCAUGCGUUGCCUGCCAUCAGCGCAAGGUCCGCUGCAAUCUCGCCGCUCAGGGCCCGCCCUGCACAAACUGCUCGGAGGAUGGCAAUGUAACCUGCCGCGUGUAUGGCAGCCGGGCCCCGUCUGAUGUCCCGCCGCCGCCGCCGCCUCCGAUAUCUCCGGUCAUGCCGUCGCCCUCCAGCUCUUCACAGCAUCUGCCUGGCCGAGGAGACGAGCACUCCAGCCCCGAUCCGGAACCAGAUCCGGGCCCAUCUUCGAAGCGGCAGUAUCGCCCGACCAGUAUUGAGAACUUAUUGUGUACCGCACAUGACCCAAGUUAUGCACAUGGCACCCCGAAUGCUCCUGUUCUCUACUAUAUUGGCGAGUCUGCUGGCAUGGCUUUGCUCUUCGACGUUUGCUAUCCUUCUCGUCCUUUGCCAGGCAACUUUUACAUCAUUCAGCGACAGCGUCGUUACUUUCCCCCGGCACAUAUCACAUCUCCCCUGAUGGCGCGCCCGCUGCCUGAACCGGCGGCUCUUCAUGACAUGAUUUGUUGCUAUUUUCGUUACCUUCACCCGUAUUUACCUGUCAUCGAUGCGGGCCGUUUCAUUUCAGCAUUCGCCAACCAGCCAAGCAGCAUCAGCCCCCUCCUGCUGUGGAGCGUCUUAUUUGCUGCCGCUACGUUCGUCAAGCCAGAGCAUUGGCAAGCUACUGAGUUCAGAACCAGAAAGGAAUACCAAGAGGAUAUCUACCGGCAUGCCAAGGCGCUCUAUGACAGCCAGAUCGAGGUAGACAAGCCGACAAUAAUACAGGCUUGCAUACUCCUCUCGUAUCACCUCGUGGACCGAGAAGAUCUGGACGGGCCAUGCCACUGGAUUGGAGUGGCAACCGGUCUAGCACACAGCAUCGGUUUCCACCGAAAACCAACAUGCGAACGGGUCCAAUCUUCUCCAUUUUCCCAGUCACAAUGUAGUAUUUGGGCACGUAUCUGGUGGAGUCUUUACUCCCGUGAGGUCUGGCUCGGUCUCGGUUUUGGCAGGCCACUCCGAAUCAACUCGGAAGAUUGCGACUUACCAAUGCCAGAACCCGCCGCAGUUCUCAACGAUGUUGACAGCCUUCCAGCUACACUGCGAGAAACAUUCAUUCCUCGCGAGUUUGAAACACUUGUGCCUCUAUGGAUAGAGUUGCUGAAGCUGGCUAUUGAACUGGAAACAAUCUUACGACUCAACUUUCAGCCUGGUCAACCACCCGCGUCGCUCGCGGCUCUCGAAUCACAUUACAGUACUCUCCAGGCAAUGCAGAACAAAGUCUGCGUGGAACUGAUGGGGGAAACACCACUCUUGUUAUUACAUCGCAGUGUCCUCAAGAUUUACCAUGGAACUGUGUUAAUUGCUCUUCACCGACCGUACCUCAUCCCGUCAAAGCAAAGCUCAAUAACUCCUCUCGAGCCAAGCAAUAUCCAAUCGCUCGCGAUGGACAGGUACACUACAGCCGCUUCGGCCAUCACAAAGGCCGUCAACGACCUUGUACGCGCUGACCUACUCAACGUUUCACCCCCCACGCUCCCGACCUGCAUCAAUUCCGCCAUUGGAGUACACCUCCACGAAGCGUGCCGUUCAGAGGGAAUCGGCCGCCAACUUGCGUUGCGAAAUGUAAACCUCCACAUGCUUGUUCUUUCCCAUCUCGGCAAGAUUUACUGUUCCGCCGAGAUACAGUAUCGUUUCUUUCUCCAAAUCAUGAAGACGGCUGAGCCUCUUCCCUCGACUCAAAGCAGAAGAACAUCUCGUAGGGGAAGUUGUAGUCAUGCAGGAACAGCAGCCGUAGGUCCCCUACAAGCCAGUGAGCCGCAGGAUGCUACUCGCGAAACAACCGCCUAUGAUGUGGUCACCCCAGUGUCUACGCAACCGGCAUCUAGGGAGUAUCAAGAUGCAGUUCAUGGCCAGACACCCUGUAAUAGCGAAGGAGAUGCGCUCUUGGGGGAUGCAAACAUCGAUCACGAUUUCUUUUUGUCCUCUACUUUGUUCAAUAUUGACUCAACUCCCUUCUCCGAGGAGGAAAUGGAUUUCUAUAAGCAAUGGGGUCUAACAAAUUUGUAG